This is a messenger RNA of Rosa rugosa (rugosa rose), 2569 nucleotides long. Its product is annotated as putative phospholipid-transporting ATPase 9. The coding region runs from base 731 to 2569 and encodes 612 amino acids. Gene Ontology annotation, biological process: phospholipid translocation. Gene Ontology annotation, cellular component: plasma membrane. The transcript is spliced from 2 exons. The record is from RefSeq and is a predicted model, not a curated record. Gene Ontology annotation, molecular function: ATP binding; magnesium ion binding; ATP hydrolysis activity. Lineage: Eukaryota; Viridiplantae; Streptophyta; Magnoliopsida; Rosales; Rosaceae.
UGUUUACUUUGAUAUUUUUUAUUUAUUUAUUACACUAAUACUCUAAUUAUAGCUAUUUCUUGACCUUCUAGAAGACUUGGUCCGUACUCAAAACCUUCAACUGGAAUCACAAUCCAGAUCCCUUGGUAUAUAAUAUAUCGUAUCUUCCAGUUUCUGUAAAAGCUUAAUAUUCUAGUUUUGUGUCAGAUACAUUUUUCAAAUGGGUUGAUUGUUUGUUUGAUAACCUCUUUGGCAUUUCUCCCUUCUCUCUCUCAAGAAGUAGCUGAGUUGAGAGUCCAUUUCCCAUUUCCCAUUUUUCCUCGUUCAAAGUUUGGUGCUUCUAGACCUUUAGCUACAAGUCAAAGCUGGGAAGGUAUAGCCAUCUCUCUUUAGCCUUGUUGAGUUGUUGUGCAUCACAAAAAAAAAAGAAAAAAAAAGAGAGAAGCAAGAGAAUAGGAGGAGUACGGGAGCGACUUUCAUUGCCUGCCUAUCUCUGAGUUUUGGGUACAAGCUUCAGUUCCAAAGAUCUCCACUCUUGUUCUAGCUCAUAUAUAUUUUGCCUUGCCUUUUUCUGGGAUUGUUGAGUUUCUGUUUUGUUGUUGUAAAACAGUUGCUUCUGGGGGACUGGAGUGAUUGAGUUCUCUCAGUUGGGUAAGUUUCUGAGUUUGGAGGAACUGAAACUUGCUCGGUUGUUUCUGGAAAAACUCUCUGCUAAAGUAGGCUCUUUGAGUGGGAAAAAAUUGUGUAAUAUAUGGGUGGUGGUGGGGGUGGUGGUAGAAGGAAGAGGCAGCAUUUUGGGAGAAUCCAUGCCUUUCACCGUGGAAAACCAUCCGUAGAUGAGGAGCAUUCGCGGAUCGGAGGCCCCGGAUUCUCUAGAGUAGUCCAUUGCAAUGACCCUGAAUGCCUUGAGGCCACUGCUAAGAACUAUGAAAGCAAUUAUGUUAGAACCACCAAGUAUACACUUGCUACAUUCUUACCUAAGGCAGUGUUUGAGCAAUUUAGAAGGGUUGCAAAUCUGUAUUUCCUCAUUUGCGCAAUACUGUCAUUUACACCGCUUUCGCCUUACUCUGCUGUCAGUAAUGUUGUCCCUCUUGUGGUUGUGGUUGGAGUUACAAUGGGAAAAGAGGCCCUUGAAGAUUGGCGGCGCAAAAAGCAGGAUAUGGAUGUGAACAACAGAAAAGUUCUGGUGCAUCGAUCGGAAGGUGAAUUUGAUUUUACCAAGUGGAGGGAUUUGAAAGUUGGGGAUAUAGUGAAAGUGGAAAAGGACCAAUUUUUUCCUGCUGAUCUCAUCUUACUUUCAUCAAGCUAUGAUGAAGCACUUUGCUAUGUAGAGACCACCAACCUUGAUGGGGAAACUAAUUUGAAAAUAAAGCAAUCUCUGGAAGCAACUUCUAAUCUUCAUGAAGACUCGAGCUUCAAAGAUUUCAAGGCUUUGAUCAGAUGUGAAGACCCGAAUGCAAGUCUGUACUCAUUCGUAGGGAGUCUGGAGUUUGAAGGGGAAUCGUACCCUCUUUCACCUCAGCAGCUUCUGCUUAGGGACUCUAAGCUGAGAAACACUGAUUUUAUAUAUGGGGUUGUAAUCUUCACAGGUCAUGAUACAAAAGUUAUGCAAAACUCAACUGAACCACCUUCCAAGAGAAGCAAAAUUGAGAAAAGGAUGGAUAAGAUAGUCUACUUCUUGUUUUUCCUCUUAGUUGUGAUGUCUUUUGUUGGUGCUAUUGUCUUUGGGGUUACCACUAGCGAAGACAUAGAAGAUGGGCAAUUGAUAAGAUGGUACCUUAGACCAGAUGAUACUACAGUUUACUAUGAUCCAACAAGAGCGCCACUUGCAGCCAUUUUGCAGUUCUUAACAGCCGUUAUGUUGUACAGUUAUUUGAUUCCCAUUUCCUUGUAUGUGUCGAUAGAGAUUGUCAAAGUGCUCCAGAGCAUUUUCAUCAACCGGGAUCUGCACAUGUACUAUGAGGAAACUGACAAGCCAGCUCGAGCACGUACCUCAAACUUGAAUGAAGAACUUGGCCAAGUUGAUACUAUUCUAUCUGACAAAACAGGAACCUUAACUUGCAACUCAAUGGAGUUUAUCAAGUGUUCUAUUGCCGGGACUGCUUUUGGGCGCGGAGUUACAGAAGUUGAGAGAGCUUUGUCCAGUGGCAAAGGCUCAUCUUUGUUUGAAGGGGUGACAGAAGAAGAAGGCCAAGUUGAAGAAUCUACUGAAGCCAAGACAUCAAUAAAAGGCUUUAACUUCAUGGAUGAAAGAAUAAUGGAUGGCAAUUGGGUUAAGGAGCCUCAUGCAGAUGUAAUCCAGAAGUUUCUACAGUUACUCGCCGUCUGUCAUACAGCAAUACCUGAAGUUGAUGAAGAAUCUGGAAGAGUUACAUAUGAGGCUGAAUCACCAGAUGAGGCAGCUUUUGUGAUUGCAGCAAGAGAGCUUGGUUUUGAAUUUUAUGAAAGGGCUCAAACAAGCAUCUCCCUGCACGAGUUUGAUCCAAUGUCUGGAAGGAGAGUUGAAAGGUAUACUUCUUGUUUAACACUUCCAAUUAUUAAGAAAAUAGUAAAAUGGAACUAUUUCGAAAUCUCUUUUAUGACAUGCUGA